GUCGAGGGCGUCAUCGCGGUCGCUGGUUUGCAAUCUCAUACAUUUCGGAGAAUCGCACCCUCACUCCUCGUAUGUUUUUUUAGCUUUUGCUCUAAUCCUUGGUUAUGUUUCUUGCAGCAGCUGGGUUGACUUGAUCGGUCGGGUUUUGAGAGCGAAAUUUCGACUUGUAUGCAAUCUGCAACUGUUCGAUUGGAUGUCUGGGGAUUCGGGAUUGCGUCGGUGCGAUCGGUCGUGAAGUGGAGAGAAGGGAAUUCGCGAAGGGUGGUGGAUUUUGGGUUGCGGAGAAUAUUUGGAACUGGGGUUAGAAUUUAGGGUGUGGUGUUGGUGCAGUGGGGUUGGUACUGUUGAGUUGUUGCUGUGGAGUUAAGGGAGAGAGGAAGCAGGAGGAUGGAGGAGGGAGGAGGGAGAGUCAUGACAAUCUCGGAAGGGAAGCAGGGCGAUGAGGGGAUGGCAGGCGAGAGACGGGCUUUGGAUUCUCAGAAAAGUAUCAUCGAUGAAUCCAAAGAGGAUACGACACAGACACCAACGGGGAUGGAGCAAAUUCUUACGGCUGUGGCAGCGAGCGUGAUGCACAGCGCUUCGAGCAUGAGCAAGUGGAGCGUUGGAGACAUAACUCUUGGACUUUUCAAGCUGUUUAACCGACAUUCCGUGGAGAAGGCUGUGGAUACCAUCACUGGUGUCCCUGUUGAGCACAAGAAUGAACUAGAUGACAUGUUGGAAUGGUUAGGUUGGGCUACAGCGGCAUAUGAGGACAAGAAAUCAACACUUGCCUCUACCAUGAAGGUACGAGAAGAGGAUAUUGUGAAGCUAGAGGCCACCGCUUCAGUGCUGCAACCUGCUUAUUACAUUGUUGUACAUCGCCAGCGUAGAUGUGUGGUUAUGGGUAUUCGAGGUACCUAUACUGCCCAAGACGUGCUGACAGACUUAAGUACCCACAGCGAACCCUUUGAAGGAGGGUAUGCGCACUCCGGAAUGCUUUCAGCAGCACGAGGGUUGCUGAAUAGCGAAGGGCAGACUUUGCAUGAUGUUCUCCAAGAAAAUCCUGGGUACUCUAUGGUAGUCGUGGGGCACUCUCUAGGCGCGGGCACAGCUGCUCUGUUGUCUCUCUUGCUUCGGGAGACGGAAUCCAAACCAUCUGGAGAAGCUUCAAGAGUCUUAAAUAUUCCUCCUGUCAUGAUUACAUGUUGGGGCUUCGGUUGCCCACCGUGUGUUGACCUGAACCUUGCAAAUUCAUCCUCCUUCAUAAAAAACAUCGUGCUGCAGGAUGAUGUGGUGGCUCGUGUUACCCCGGCAGCACUGGAAGACCUGCGCUCGGAAAUGCAGCAAACAGACUGGAGUCAAGCCUUCAAGGAUGGGACCACCAAAAGACUAGUUGUGGAAAUGCUCCAAGCAACAGCUGAAAGGUUCCAACAGAAGGAGGUGUCUGCUGAAACACAACAGCUUUAUGAAAAAACGAAGAAUGUAGGAUAUAGUGCUCUUUUAAGUGCAGGGAAUACCUUACUUUCAAGGAUUUCCCGUACAAAACCUGCUGAUGUCCCGGAAUCCCAAAAGCCCAAUGUUUGGCUUACAUUGGGAGGUGCGGCUGCGACUAGUUUUAUCGCAGCAGCUACUGAUAGAGUUAAACGAGGUGUAAACGAAUCAUUAUCCACCAUAGAGAAGAGUGUUGAGGAGACAAACGAGGGAGAAGCAGCAGCUGUUCUUGCAGCCAAUGCAGCAACAACCACUUCGGAAAGCAAUCAGGACAUUCUGGUGAAAAGUAGACUUUUUGUUCCUGGAUUACUUUUUCAUAUCACCCGUGAACCUCUGAAUGAGAUGUACAAAUCUCCAGCGGAACAAAAUCAAGCAGAGCAGGAUCCAGCGCUCAAAACUCAAGUCAACCAGAAUCAAACCAAGCAGGAUCCAGCGCUCGAAACUGAAGACAAACAGAACCAAGCCGCUGAAGUUCAAGCAGGCCAGGAUCAAGCGAACCAGAAUCAUGGAGAAUCAAAGAAGGAAAGCCCAAAAAGUGACUCAAAGACAGGAACUGAGAAGAAAACUGAGACUCAAAAGUACACUUACACAGUCGUGAAAGGAACCGACACCAAUAAAUCUCGAUUUAGCCGCAUUGUGCUCUCAAGUUCGAUGUUAUCUGAUCAUAGCACCCCUGCAUAUCUUGAGGCUCUUGUGAAUGCCUUGAAAAAUGCUUCUAAGGGCACAAAAUGAUCACAAAAGAAAACAAUUGGUGUGGUCUACUAAUUUUAGAUAUUCAGAUUGUUGCUUUCUAAAGAAGAUGCAAAGGAAGAUUAGAUCAUAAUCUGAUAGGCAAGUGUAUUUUAGUUGAUGGAAUCACCCAGGAGGUACACUGUCGAUGGAGGGUACCCAAGUUCAUACUUGGUAUACCAACCAUUCUGGCAACAGUGUAUAAAGCCGAGUUCUCUUCCUGCUUGGUAGAAAUUGUAAAAUUUGCACACAUUGUGCUGACCUUUACCGAGAUAGUGUAUUUGCUUGAUUUGCCUUAUA
This is a messenger RNA of Physcomitrium patens, 2499 nucleotides long. RefSeq lists its product as uncharacterized. NCBI's taxonomy places the organism in Eukaryota, Viridiplantae, Streptophyta, Bryopsida, Funariales, Funariaceae. Gene Ontology annotation, biological process: lipid metabolic process. The record is from RefSeq and is a predicted model, not a curated record.